Messenger RNA from Corticium candelabrum, 4086 nucleotides. RefSeq names its product S phase cyclin A-associated protein in the endoplasmic reticulum-like. The record is from RefSeq and is a predicted model, not a curated record. The transcript is spliced from 28 exons. The coding region runs from base 119 to 3934 and encodes 1271 amino acids. Lineage: Eukaryota; Metazoa; Porifera; Homoscleromorpha; Homosclerophorida; Plakinidae.
AUCACAAAGUGACUUAUCAUUUCUUAGAGCACAUUUUAGUGCCGUUUCAACGCGUUGCUAUAACUUCCGUUUUGUCUGUCUGCCGCUUUUGGCGCCUUCGCAUUUCACUCAUCACCCAAUGAGUUCCCGGAGGUCGACAGUGUCUCGCUUGUUUAGCAGGAAAACAAAGAAUGGCGACGACGGAGACCAAACGAACGACACAACGUCAACGUUCCGCGCGAAAAAACGCUCGAUUUUCAGCCCGGACAGCGUGAGGAACAAAGUCUUAACAGAAGGGAGGUCUGCACGCAACCUCGUUACCUGGUCAGUACCGGUAAGCACGAACGAGUCGAAACCGAGGUCGAAACGAAAGAAACCGAGGAAAUUUGGAGAAUUACAGACACUGGAGCGAGUGGGCGUGGUUACUCCGGCUGUCAUGGUGACGUACAGUGGACCUGCUGAGGCGGUGAAGAGAACUGGAGGUGGUGGUGGUGGUGGUGAUGCUGUCCGUUUGAGUCGAGACUUGAAGGCUCGUUACUGGUCAUAUUUGUUUGAUAAUUUGCAGAGAGCGGUUGAUGAGAUUUAUGCUACUUGUGAGAUGGAUGUCAGUGUGGUUGAGUGUAAGGAAGUGAUUAUGACAUUAGACGUGUGUAGACGAGACUUCCAGUCUCUGAUAGACAGGAUCAAAGUCCAAGAGGCAUUUGAGAAAGCCGACAGUGCAGACAGACCAACAUCGCUCGCUUGGGAGGUCCGUAAAACGUUACCAGGAAAGUCUUUUCAUUCUUCUUCUCAAGAUAGACACACAAGCCAACCGACGUCUCCAGCUAUAGACCGACGGUCAACCGUAUCUGCGGACUCCGAACAAAAACAAGCGACAAUUUCGUGGGCUGACAGAGUGAAGGGAGUCAAACCCGUCGGCAUUAAAAUCCAACCAACGUGUACGGAAUUGAUCCCUGAUGUUGGCCAGACGUCAAACAAAGAGAAAGAGAUCCCGAUUGCAGUGGAAACGAAUUACAGUGUUGUGGACACCGAUGGUGGCGAAGGUUGGGAGACGGUUAGAAGGAGCCGUGCAGGACGAGGAGCAAGACGACGACUAGAGAAUGAAGAUCAGUUCAGAGCUGAAGCAUCAAGUGAUAACAGAACAGACAGUAAAGAAACAGACACUACCAACCGUGCCUCUAAAUCGGAGCAACACACACACACAGACAACAUCACGAUCUCCAUUCAAGACACAACCAACGAAAUCGGCGAUCAUCUCAUUGCUAAUAUGUCAGAACAAUCGGACAAUAAGAUGGACAGAACAGAGAACGACGAUGCCAGUCAAUCUGUGAGUGAUGUUACACAUCAAUCUAUCAGCAAUCAAGCGACCAAUUGCAGCAAUGGCGACCAUAUCAAUGAUAUUGAUGGUUUGGUGAUGGAGCCAGAGUGUGGUGUAACACAGGACUCUACGUUGCCUGUUUCUAAUGUUACUGUGAGAGUCGAUUCUGGUGUGUUGUAUUCGAGUGAGGAAGAUCUCGCUGUUGCACUGUUCGACGACGAGCGACCACCGACUCAGAUGGGAGACGAACAGUUGGUCGUGUUGUCUGAUGUGGAGGACGAGAGCAAGGGAAGUGUCUCACUUGGUUCGUCGACGCGGACACUUGAUUGGCAAGAAAUGGUGUCUCUAUUUGAUGCUGAUGCUGGAUUUCGUGAAUCUACCAGUUGGGCAGACAGAUGUGAAUCACCUCCAGAAACGAGAUCACCUGGGCGAGCCAUCCACCUUCAUCAGAAACUCUCUUCUCCGUCAAGGAAGAGUGACAAAACAGCUGAUGAACACAAGAAAAUGAUAGAAGAAAAACAAGUCAAAGCUCAAUUACAGAGAGAUCGAUUGCAAGAAGAGAAAGCAGAGAAACUACGAAUACACACCAAGAAGGUUCAAGAGGUACGUGAAAUCAAGGACGAGCAGCUACGACAGAAGCGUGUCAACAUGGAGCAGAAACUGCUGCGCGCUGAGCAACUACGUUCAACCAUGUUGCAAGAGAGAAUAAGGAAAGCUCAAGAGGAAGAGAUCAAAGUAAGUGAGAUCGCAUUUAUCAACUCACUUGAAGCCCAGAACAAGAAGAUGGAAAUGCAAGAGAAGCAGCAGGGACAAGAAUCACGGCUGCAAAACAUCGAGGAAGAGAGACAAAGAAAGAGAGAAGAACAACAAGCGAAAGAAGAUGCCGCUCAGGAACGAAAACGAGUUUUGGAAGCGGAAAGGUUGGCUCGACUAGAAGAGAUGAAACAAAAACGAAAGGAACAGGUACAUUCUUGUCAUAUGCUGUUUGAAAGUCUGCACUGGUUGUGUUCAUCUUCACUGUUACGGAACUUCUCGUCUCCAAACUCGAGCAUCGGAUCGAGCCAUCAUCACUCAGGAUUGUCACUUGAUGUUGAGGGCGGCAGUGAUGUUAAUGGCAGUCAGCGGUCUUCGUGUGCGGUUGAAGAGUCGCGUGUGUUGCAAGAACGACUGAAGAGCUUGAAGAAACGAGUGAAAAAAUUGCGACAGAGAAUGAGUUCCAAAGCAACUAGCUAUGAAAGCACACAAGCCAGUGCAGUGCCAUCAACCCUCACUGAUUCACCAAACAAAACCAGAAUCCAGAAAGCCGUCAAGGAAAUUGGUAAGCUCCUUCGAUCUCAGACAGGCGUGGGAGUUUGGCCGGAUAGCAGUGUGGUCUCCCUUGAUAAAGCGAUGAUAAUCUUGAGACAUUCUUUGGAGCAAAACUGUGGAGGUGAUAAAGUUGCGUUUCGAGUGUGUGCCGGCUUUCCGACGUUGUUCCGCGUUCUGUUGCUUGUGGAGACUUGUUCUAGCAAAGUGUGUGGUCCUGGUCCUGGUGGUGUCAAUGCUAGAGAAGGACUUCCUCUUAAGUCUGGCCAUCUGGGUUGUUCACUAAUGUUGAGUAAUAAGCUGGGUUCUGCUGUGGAUUUGCUUGCAUGGAGAUUAGCCUCAUUGCAACAAGGGAAUCGUUUGAGUGGAUUGCCAUCCGACUCAUUGGCUUCAUCAGUAAUGGAGCUGUUAGCAACUUCAAUGGCAGGGAUGUCAGGAGGUGAGCAGUAUACACAGAGUCGAGUGGAUCUUGUGAGUUACCUUGUGUGUCAAGGUGUGGUGGAGAGACUUCAUCUGUUACUGGCAGAAAUCGAGAAACCAAAUGUUGUACAAAGCGACGUCGGAGAGUUUGUGAGGACAUCUCUACAACUGAUGGUCGCUUUGACCGAGAUGAUCCUGCCAAGAGAGGCACCCUUCGACGUCAAGUCUCAGGAUGCUCCACAACUUGCAUCAGCUUUCAGCUACACUAAUCUUCUAGAUAUUCUCCGUCUUCUCUAUGUCUUGCUGCUGCAUGGCGGUGCUCCUCGUUACAGCAGCUGUAGCCCUCAACCACUCAUACAGUCAACAAUCCAUAUCACAACAGAUGCAUUCCGGCUUCUCAACCGGAUAGCUCGACUUGACCUAAACACAGUGCAGACGCGUUUAGGAGCUGAAGGAAAUAGUCUGGAAUUCCGGCAUGUGACGGGAUAUGUUCUGUGGUAUUGUUCUAAGCACAAAAACGAGUCGCUACUUCACGAGGCGAUUGAAUUUGUUGGGUAUUUUGUUGUCAACAAUCCUUCUGGUCAAGCUUUCUUGCAGUCCGGAAGGAGUCCUACUCUUCUCCAGCUUCUCUGCUGUCUUCCUUUCCAAUACUUCAGUGAUCCAAGAUUAACGAGAAUCCUUUUCCCUACUCUGAUUGCCGCCUGUUAUAACUGCCCUGCAAAUAAAUUAAUCUUACAACAGGAGAUGAGCUGUGUCUUACUAGCUACAUUUAUAGACGAGCACGUUUUGCUUAGAAGCUCAACAGCGCCAAUAAACACUGCAUACUGCGACGUGAAAAUGGAUAGCGAUGCCUUUGCAUCUCGUUUCCCAGUCUCAGAAUGGGAGAAGGCCAGCGCUUUCUUGCGUGAAUAGACAAAUGGGGUUAGUCUACUACAAAUAAUCAGUACAAACCGACGCUCUUGGCGGUCAGGCGUGAGUUUGAUUUCUCACUACAACAAUCAGCAGAGGUACUGUACAACGAGACACUGGGUUAUGAACACAAAGACUGGCUCGUUGUCUUCAAA